This is a messenger RNA of Camellia sinensis, 1201 nucleotides long. RefSeq names its product Calcium-dependent lipid-binding (CaLB domain) family protein. The record is from RefSeq and is a predicted model, not a curated record. Gene Ontology annotation, biological process: defense response. NCBI's taxonomy places the organism in Eukaryota, Viridiplantae, Streptophyta, Magnoliopsida, Ericales, Theaceae.
UCGCGGUAACCCUCUCUCUCUCUCUCUCUCUCUCUCCACUAUCACAAUUACAAUCAAAAGCCCUAGUUCUAUGUUUCUUGAUGAAUCUCUUCAUUCUUGAAAGUUGAAACGAAUCAGAGAAGUUCAAUUUAAUCGUCGGAACACAAAGAAUUCAAGGAAAGUACAGAUAUAUAAAUAUAUAUGCAUAUAUAGAGAGAGAAAGUGAGGUUUUUAGAGACGGAAAGAGAGAGAGGACUCACAUGGAGAAGGAAACGCAUCUUCUGGAGAUCAACUUGAUCUCCGCUCAAGGUCUGAAGACGCCAUCCGCGAAUCUCCGUCGAUUGAAGACCUACGCAAUCGCCUGGGUCGACUCGUCCGCCAAACUCAGAACCCCUGUUGAUCGACUCGGCGGCGAUAACCCUACCUGGAACGAGAAAUUCCUCUUCCGAGUCUCCUCCGAGUUUCUCUCCAGCGAGACCUCCGCUGUCUCCGUCGAGAUCUACGCCGUCGGCUACAUCAAGGAUCCUCUCGUCGGCACCGUCCGAUUCCUCCUCAGUAGCUGCAUCUCCGCCGCUUCAGUCGGAACUCCGGCCUUCACCGCCGUCCAGAUCCGCCGCCCCUCCGGCCGAUUCCACGGCGUUCUCAACAUCGCCGCCACAGUUCUCGACGGCUUAGAUCUCACUGCCGCGACUGGUUUGUCGGCGAUCUGUUUUCGCGAUCUGAUGGGGGAGAGUCGGCGUCGGCAUUAUCAUAACCGGAGAGGAUCGGACAGGAGCGAGCAAUCGUCCGGUUGCGAAUCGUGUGGAGAGUCGGUGGAUUUGUCGGACGGUGCGGAUUCGACCACCUCGUCGUCAUCAGCCGCAUCAACGGCGCUGAAGGAGUGGAACUGUGAGAGAAAGAACGAGUCGGAAUCGGACGGUGGAGGAUUGCUGUGUGGUUUGAUGCUACAGAGGAAGUUUCAUCUGAGUCCGUCGGAUCAAAACUUCAGGGUUUUUGCAUCGAUGAGGGAGAAGGAGAAUCGAUCGUGUUUGACUAAGCGAGCUGAUUAACGGUUGAGAUCAGAAUUUAGAAGGAUUGAUGGACGAUGGAGAUCAUCCGGAUUGAAUGUAUUCAUGCACAAUUAGCAUGCUGUGUCUCUGCUUCAGGAAUUUUGAAAAUCGGUUAGCCGUUAUAUGUCUCCAUUUUGUAUUUCAAACUUGAAACGGCAAUAUUACAAUAUUAC